Messenger RNA from Myiozetetes cayanensis, 1468 nucleotides. It is a transcript of the gene RGS2, whose product is annotated as regulator of G protein signaling 2. Bases 28 to 663 code for a protein of 211 amino acids. Lineage: Eukaryota; Metazoa; Chordata; Aves; Passeriformes; Tyrannidae. The record is from RefSeq and is a predicted model, not a curated record. The transcript has 5 exons.
GAGCGGCGGCGAUCGGUGCCGGUCGCGAUGCAGAGCGCGCUGUUCCUGGCGGUGCAGCACGGCGGGCACAUGGAGCGGGGCGGCUGCCGCCGCAGCGAGGCGGAGGAGGCGGAGAAGGGCAGGAUGAAGAGAACGAUCAUUAAAGAUUGGAAAACAAGACUGAGCUACUUCCUGCAGAACUCUUCUAAUUCUAAUAAGAGAAAAUCUAAGAAGGCAGGGAAACACCGCAACUACUUCAGACCUUCCCCUGAAGAAGCCCAGCUGUGGUCAGAAGCCUUUGAUGAACUUCUUGCUAACAAAUAUGGUCUUGCUGCUUUCCGAGCUUUUCUGAAGUCUGAGUUCUGUGAAGAGAACAUCGAGUUCUGGUUGGCCUGUGAGGACUUCAAGAAAACCAAGUCACCCCAGAAGCUGACAUCGAAAGCAAAAAAAAUCUACAAUGACUUCAUUGAAAAGGAGGCUCCCAAAGAGAUAAAUAUAGACUUCCAAACCAAGAACAUGAUUGCACAGAACAUCCAGGAAGCCACACAUAACUGUUUCAGUGCGGCGCAGAAGAGAGUUUACAGCUUAAUGGAGAAUAACUCAUACCCCCGGUUUUUGGAGUCCGAGUUCUAUCAGGAACUGUGCAAGAAGACACCCAUCACCAGAGCAGCCCAGGGGACAUGAGCAAUGGAGAAGAGGGAGAAGCAGCCUCUCGGCUAGUGAGGAAGCAAAGCCACAGCUCAUGGCAGCAUCCUGACCCAAAACACUGAGACACUGAGCGCUCAGUCUGUUUGCCACCGUGCAAGGACAAAUACUGACUGUGGUGCAGAGCUGAUGGCCAAGAGUGAUGCUUGGAGGGUGUUCAGGGGCGAUGGCCAGGAGUGUGCCAGCCAGCUGCCGGCAGUGCCCUUCUCUGCCAGUGCUGCCAUGAGAACUGACUCCAUGCAUUAGACAAAACCGCACCUUACAGAGCCCUUCUGUCACGGCUGAGGAGCAACGCGGCAGGUCCGAACAGAGCUUCCUUCUUCUGAUCACAAGCUGCUCUCUGCAGUUGGGCAGCGCUGGGAACUUGAGUAAUUGGUUGCCUAUUUAUCUUUCCUAAACAUCAAGCAGUGUUGCUGUUGUCAGUCGCUCGGUGUGUUCACACGGGUUCUGUAAAACCGCCUCGAGCUGCCACGAGCUGUGCUGGGUUUCUGUGCAACCCCCAGACGGUAACAGCGCUGUGCAGCGUGGGGUGAGGAAGGGACAGAGCUCAGUUCCCAGAGGAACAGGUUCUGCAACUGAAGUAUGCAGGGCUGAGUUGUAUCAGCAGGGCUGCGUGGGGCCAGACCGAGGGCAGAACUUGGCCAAGGCAAACAGGAGCUGUAUAGUAUUAUAUUUAUAUGUGGAUUAUGAUUGUGUUGAAUGCUGCAAUGUCAUAAUUCUGUCUCAAGGACAGCAAGCUUCAGUGAAGUUUUAUUGUUUUUAAUAAACUAUUUUGAUACAAAGC